This is a messenger RNA of Lepisosteus oculatus (spotted gar), 2342 nucleotides long. It is a transcript of the gene eif1b, whose product is annotated as eukaryotic translation initiation factor 1B. Gene Ontology annotation, biological process: translational initiation. The record is from RefSeq and is a predicted model, not a curated record. Gene Ontology annotation, molecular function: translation initiation factor activity; ribosomal small subunit binding; RNA binding. Lineage: Eukaryota; Metazoa; Chordata; Actinopteri; Semionotiformes; Lepisosteidae. Gene Ontology annotation, cellular component: eukaryotic 43S preinitiation complex.
CACCUCUUUCUCGGCCAUUUUGUGAGAGACAGCAGUGGGUGUCCGCCUUGGUUUUUGUUUUGUUUUUUUUUUAUAAAAAAAAAAAGGUUACGGGAUUCCCUCCCCUCCCCCCCCGCUCCACCACCGCUAGCGGCUUUUAUUUCACCCGGCAGCUUUCCUCCGUCCUCCGUCCCCCUCCACGAAGCUACAACAAACCGGCACCGACGAGCUGUGAGACCAUUCAUCUCCACACCGGCCCCGUCCUCCUAUCGCAUGUCCACUAUCCAGAACCUCCGGUCUUUCGAUCCCUUUGCUGAUGCAACUAAGGGUGACAGCUUGCUCCCAGCAGGGACUGAAGAUUAUAUCCACAUAAGGAUCCAGCAGCGGAACGGCCGCAAGACCCUGACCACCGUGCAAGGGAUUGCUACCGAUUAUGACAAGAAGAAACUUGUAAAGGCUUUCAAAAAGAAAUUUGCUUGCAAUGGUACUGUGAUUGAGCAUCCCGAGUACGGUGAGGUGAUCCAGCUUCAGGGAGAUCAGAGAAAAAACAUUUGCCAGUUCCUUCUUGAAGUUGGAAUCGUUAAAGAAGAACAGUUAAAAGUCCAUGGAUUUUAAAGUAUUGACUAAGUGAGGAUUCGCAUUAGGCUUGAACUUCAGUCAAAAAAAUCUACUGAUUAGAAGUUGAGCAAUAUGCUUAUGCUGGAUGCACACAAAGGUUUUCACAUAGAGGGGGUGGGCAAAAUAACAGAAACACCACAUGAAAAAGGAGUUUAACUUUGAAGUAACUAAAUCACAAUUACACAUGCAGCUGCAAAGGUGGGUCAUACUAGGUUGAUUGCCGAUUAGCAGUAUCUGUCAGCUAUAAAAGAGGUCUGACAGCACUUUCAUAUGUAAGCUUUCAAAGCCACAUGAGGCAUCUAAUAGAGUUCCAAAGAGGCCAGAUAGUUGGUGCCCGAAUUGCAGGUGCAUCAGUCACAAAAACUGCUAAAUUAUUAAAUGUGUCAAGGGGAACAAUCUCAAAAAUAAUGACGGCGUAUGCCAAACAUGGACAAACUGCAUCGGCAAAGAGCAACAGUGGCUGCAAGUCGAAGCUCACCCACAGGGAUAGACGAACACUUCACAGGAUAGUUGCUAAAUGCCUCAAAACUUACCACAGAAUUGAAUCGGCAUCUCAGUGACCCAAUCUCAACAAAAACUGUACGCCGUGAGCUUCACAAAGCUGGGAUUUAUACCAGGGCUGCCAUUUUGGAAACCUCUUGUAUCCAAGGCCAAUGCACAAAGACGCAUAAACUGGUGUAAGGAGCACAAAACCUGGAGCCCUGAGCAAUGGCGAAAAGUAAUAUGGUCUGAUGAGUCAUCUUUCAUCCUAUUUCCUACAUCCAGAUGGGUUUACAUUUUGAGAAAGCCAAAGAAUGUCUUCAUCCCGCACAGACCUUGUGGGAUGCAGGCGUCCUUUGGCUUUCUGUUAAACAUGGUGGGGGAUCUGUAACGGUAUGGGCAGCCAUCUUGUGCGAGUCAUUAGGUCUGAUGAUUGCUCUACAUGGUCGCCGAGGAAUAUGAGGCCAAUUUACAGGACCAGGCGUACCCUAUGGUGCAAACACUGUUCCCUUAUGAUGGUCCCAUAUUCCAGGAUGAUAAUGCCCCCAUCCACACUGCUAAACAAAUUCAAGAGUGUCUUCAUGAACACCAGGAUGAAGUCAGACGCCUUCCAUGGCCUCUCCAGUCACCAGAUCUGAGCAUCAUUGAACCUUUAUGGGAAGUCCUGAAGUGCAGAGUACGAAGUAGAUUUCCACCUCCUUCAUCCCUCAGAGAACUUUAGGCUUUUCGUCUUGAAGAAGUUCAAGUGCAAUAUCCCACUCCACACAGUCCAGGACUUGUGCGACAGGAUUCCAAAAAGGAAUUGAAGCUGUUCUGAAGCCAAAGGGUGGCCCUACUCAUUAUUAGGUCCUUGAUAUUAAUAUAUUGCUAGGUGUUUCUGUUAUUUUGUCCGCCCCCUGUAUAUGGUAUUAAAAUGGGCUUUUUAGGGGGAUUGUUACGGCUUUUCAAUUAGGAUAUCUUUUUGCGAAAGCCAUUUUAAAAGGAAGGAUAGCCAAUGACAUCUUUUCAUAGAAUUGGAGGACUAAUAAUGGGCUGAUGAACUUGCAAGAGUGUACAAAUGUGUUAGAACACGGCUGCUGUACUGUGACUUCUUUUGCAUAUGAACUCACACCAAUGUAAGUAAAAUCCUAGGAAACUCAUAAAAUUUACUUUGUCGUGUUCAGUGAAGUUUUUAAAAUAAAAGGAACAGUAAUUUGCAAAUGAUUACAUGCAUGGGACUUUUUUAAAAACUGCAAUGUCUAAUUAAAGUACAAAGUUCUAACAUU